Molecule: messenger RNA, 2286 nt
Organism: Sycon ciliatum
Lineage: Eukaryota; Metazoa; Porifera; Calcarea; Leucosolenida; Sycettidae
Product: isovaleryl-CoA dehydrogenase, mitochondrial-like
Exons: 12
Coding region: 188-1492 (434 amino acids)
Biological process (GO): L-leucine catabolic process
Cellular component (GO): mitochondrion
Molecular function (GO): flavin adenine dinucleotide binding; 3-methylbutanoyl-CoA dehydrogenase activity
Source: RefSeq, a predicted model, not a curated record
AAUGUCUCAUGGCUGUUUCUUUGUCACUGCAUUUAUAUUUCUCACCAAACAAACGCUCUACUCUUAUCUUGAUUGUAGCUGUAGCCGUGUGUAGGUCUGUCAAGUCCGCCUUCAUUUCACCAAACUCGCCAGAAAGUAACUUUUAUUUUAUUUUGGAGUCCAGAAAAGUAAUACUGUCGUGUGCAGCAUGGCUUUGAGAAGGUGCGUGUGUUCGUUUAGGCCAUGCCUUAGUCGUGCAGCUACGCUUGGAUCGAGCAGCACUCCUGCUGCAGCCUCUAUGGGUAGAUCAUCUGUACGGACUCUAGUAUCCGUUGGACGAGAUGAUGAUGUUUAUGGCCUGACCUCGGAGCAGAAAGAGUUAAGGCAAAUGGUAGAGCGACUGCUGGAAACAGAGAUGCCGCUCGAGCGUGCUCAUGAGAUUGACUCGACGAAUACUUUUCCUGGAAUGAAGGAUUUCUGGCGGAAACUAGGCGACCAUGGUCUUCUUGGUAUCACAGCACCAGAGGAGCAUGGUGGUGCUGGGCUAGGAAUGAUGGAGCAGACGUUGGUCAUGGAGGAGAUGAGCCGUGCGUCCGGUGCUGUGGCUCUCAGCUAUGGUGCCAACUGUAACCUGUGCAUCAAUCAGAUCGUACGCAAUGCCACCGAUGAGCAGAAGGCCAAGUAUUUACCAAAGCUAAUUAGUGGCGAAUAUAUCGGUGCACUUGCUAUGAGUGAAAGCAGCUCUGGCUCCGAUGUGAUGAGCAUGGGCUUGCGUGCUGAACGAGAUGGGGAUGAUUACAUUCUGAACGGACGUAAAUGCUGGAUCACCAACGGUUCCGACGCCGAUGUUUUGGUUGUCUACGCCAAGACUGAGCCAAGCAAAGGUGCUCAUGGUGUGUCCACCUUCCUUAUUGAGAAGGAAAUGAAAGGCUUCAGUACUGGAACGAAGUUUGACAAGCUAGGUAUCCGUGGCUCUAGCACUGUAGAGCUUGUGUUUGAGGAUUGCAGAGUACCAGCAUCUCAGAUGAUGGGUGGUAUGAAUAAGGGUGCGUACGUCUUGAUGAGCGGAUUGGACCUGGAACGACUGGUACUUGCUGGUGGUCCACUGGGUUUGAUGCAGGCUGCCAUCGAUGUAGCAUUCCCGUACGUACAUACUCGUGAGCAGUUUGGCCAGCCGGUCGGCGAGUUUCAGCUGAUGCAAGGUAAAAUAGCCGACAUGUACACCACGCUGGCUGCAUGUCGGUCUUACGUCUACACUAUAGCACGUGCUGUGGACAAGGGACACUCUAGCAGCAAGGACUGUGCUGGUGUAAUCCUGUAUGCUGCUGAGAAAGCAACUGAACUGUGUUCCCAGGCCAUCCAGUGUUUAGGUGGAACUGGAUAUUUGAACGAGUCACAUGUCGGCCGUUUCUGGAGAGACGCCAAGCUGUAUGAAAUUGGCGCUGGUACUAGUGAAGUCAGGCGUCUGAUCAUCGGCCGUGCAUUCAAUCGGGAAUUGAAGGAGAGAAAGUGAAACAGAGAGAAAGUUGCUGUACUCAUCUCUCAUUUCGCGCAACAUGAGUUGAGGGAGAGCCACCAGUUGGGUUUGGUUCUUCCAUUGUUUUUGUUUAGUAUGUUUUUACUUAGCCUGUUUUAGAGUAGCUGGUUCCUGUGACUCUGCAGAACUGUACAUUUUGUGUUUACUUGAGUAGUGCUGGAAUGAUGCAUGUGCAACCGGGCAGCAGUCAGGAAACUCCAGCUGAUGAAAAAUUGUUUUUAAAACCAUAAUGAAUUAGAGUAGCAUUAUGCACUAUGAUUUGCGAAAUGAGACCAAUGAUAAGUAUUACUAGUGCUGCAAUGCCAGCUGGUGUUCAAGCUUCAAAAGCCUAUUACUGCUGUUGUGUCUUGUACGGUGUUUAUUUAAUGUGAUGUGUGCUGCUUCCUCUAGUUUCCUGCUUGCAAAUGGCAACUGUCUUCAUCAUUUUCACAAUUGCAUUUGCAUGCAACCCACUUAUUGUCUAGGUGAUUCCUUUGUAUUUCAGAUAAUCUCUUGCUCCCUUUAUUUCUUGGUGAAGCAUUUCUUCUUGCAGAGAUUUCUAGUUCUUCUGAGUAUAGAUUGGAUAGGUCUCUAUCGGUGCAUUUGUAAAUUAUUGCUUUCUAACAUUUUUCUUGAUUUCUCUCACCUUUGAAGGUGUCCUCUGCCAGAAUUGUACUUCGAAGUAGUCAACUGUACUUAUCAAAUUAUGGCGGCUUUUCACUGCGGUAAUUUUGUUGUUAUUUUCUUUAUUUGAAUUCGCUAAUGACUGUGUUGUGCACUCCCCUCCCGGA